AUGUUGAUUUCUUUUGCGCAAUUGCUGGUUAUAACGGUUAACCUCUCAUAUUUUGUCUUUUGCAACCAACCCUGUCUUAAACUUUUCUGACAUGGACGAUAUCCUGAGACGAUGUCAUACGUUUGUCAUUUGCGCUUAUUCUCUGUUGAAUUCUUUGAGCUUCCAUAUACCCCAUUCUCCUGCAACAACUUGUUGCCACUUCAUGUAUGAUUUUUCGUUCCUUUGCUUCCCUUCAUCUCUACAUACGAUUUUUCUCUUCUGUGCCCCUGUUCCCACCAUGUACACACAUUUCGUGGACGAAGUGAUGUCGAUUAUUGGUGCGGCAGCGGGGUCCUUAUUUGUGGCUACCUAUUCACCAUCGUGCAGGUUGAACGAUGGCAAAUUUUACGAUCUGGAAGUAUAGAUUAUUCUGAUACCGUGUUUUCAUAGACGUUCUGAAUUGUUGAAAAUGACACUGAAAUGUAGCUGCUUUACGCAUUCUGUAUGGAAUGACAACGACAUACGAUGACCGUACCCGGAACACAUGGAUGCGAUGCAUCUUAACUGGAGCUAGGGCAUAGGUAGAAUAUACA
Aspergillus costaricaensis CBS 115574 is the source of this 572-nucleotide messenger RNA. RefSeq lists its product as uncharacterized. The record is from RefSeq and is a predicted model, not a curated record. The transcript has a single exon. Lineage: Eukaryota; Fungi; Ascomycota; Eurotiomycetes; Eurotiales; Aspergillaceae. Bases 92 to 403 code for a protein of 103 amino acids.